CAUCAAAUCUCGCUGAGUUAUUGAAUAAUGUCAAUAAUAGUGCUAGGGAGUUUCGUGUUGCAAAGCUUGUAGAAUUCAUUCGUGAUAGGAUGCAGCAGUGGUUUCAUGAUCGGUCAGAAAUUGCUAGUUCCACUCGCACCCGUCUUUUUAAGAAAUGUGAGGCUCUCCUAAUUCAAAUGCAACGUGAAGCAUUUCGUAUGAAGGUAAAUCCAUCAUGUCCAUAUGAGUUUGAAGUUAUUGAUUUUCAUUCGCGCUCUUAUGUGGUCAAUUUAAAGGACAAAACAUGCACAUCUUGUGAAUUCCAACUUGAUCAAUUUGUUUGCGUUCAUGCGGUGGCUACUAUUGGGAGAUGUCCCGACUUAUCUUGUCAUGAUUUUAUCUCUCCUUUCUACAAAAUAGAGGUGUUAGUAUGUACAUAUGUUGCUACAGUCCACCCAAUUGGAAAUCUGUCUUCAUGGGAUGUUCCUCAACAGACUUUGUCAAUAAUUUCCAAACCACCACCCUGUGACGAACGCCCUCCAGGAAGGCCUAAGAAGAGGCUCUACCUGUGUAUUGGAGAGGGCUAUUGGGGACAACGUCAUGGAAAACAGAAGUGUUCACGCUGCAAAUGGUACGACCAUAACAAGAAGUCAUGUAGACAUCCUAUUCCAUCAGUGGAAGAUCCGAACACUAUUUGAUAUAUCUUUAUGUUGCAUUACAUGAUUUUUUAGUAUAGUUUAACUGUGUUAAAAUUGCUUGUACUAAAAUGUAAUGUACUUUUAAAAUGUCCUUCCAUCUUGACACUUUUAAUUCAUAAUUUCAUUUCAUCUUAAUUAGCUUUGUCAUUCAACGUUGUGUACAGUGCCACACAUCGGCAUAUACAUGACCAACUUCAGAGACUCUUAUAAAUUGUUGUGUAAAUG
Messenger RNA from Cuscuta campestris, 902 nucleotides. The record is from the annotation of a GenBank genome assembly. Lineage: Eukaryota; Viridiplantae; Streptophyta; Magnoliopsida; Solanales; Convolvulaceae.